Messenger RNA from Acaulospora morrowiae, 516 nucleotides. The record is from the annotation of a GenBank genome assembly. Lineage: Eukaryota; Fungi; Glomeromycota; Glomeromycetes; Diversisporales; Acaulosporaceae.
AUGUAUAUAGGGGUAGACAUCCCGACACUAAGUAAUUGCCACAAAUUUAACGGGCAAAUUUUGUCGGUUCCAUUUCGAGCAUUUACGGUACUCUCCUGUGGCCAUAUACUUCAUCGAACUUACAUCCAGGAAAUUAUUAUGGGAACUGAAGCAAAAUGUCCGGCAGUAAAGUCUCAACGAACGCAAUCAAAUACUAUAAUAUUACAAGACGAUCAGACUCCACCACCUACUGCACCCAUACAAAGCCAGUCAAAUCGAACCAACGAUGAGCAAGAUCGAGAACCAGCACCUCUGAAUAAAGUACAAGGUUUGAUAACCGAACUAUCCACACCCACUAAAGGUGAAUCUGACGAUGCCGACGAGAAUGAGAUACCUGAUGGAUCAUUAUCCCAAGGUUUGGCCCGGCUAUACCAAAAAGCGAUCAAAGCAGAAAAACGCGUGACUAUGCAUAUCAAGGGGAAAUUUGGAGGUGUUACUAUGCGGAAGGGUUUGAAAAAUGGGUUAAAGAAAUUAUGA